Durotheca rogersii is the source of this 2296-nucleotide messenger RNA. RefSeq lists its product as uncharacterized. Gene Ontology annotation, cellular component: Holliday junction resolvase complex; nucleus. NCBI's taxonomy places the organism in Eukaryota, Fungi, Ascomycota, Sordariomycetes, Xylariales, Xylariaceae. The transcript is spliced from 2 exons. The record is from RefSeq and is a predicted model, not a curated record. Gene Ontology annotation, biological process: DNA catabolic process; mitotic intra-S DNA damage checkpoint signaling; double-strand break repair via break-induced replication. The coding region runs from base 96 to 1910 and encodes 604 amino acids. Gene Ontology annotation, molecular function: DNA binding; 3'-flap endonuclease activity; crossover junction DNA endonuclease activity.
UUGCUCCCUAGCCGCCUCACGCUCGACAACCGCCAUCACUACCCAGACCGACCGACCGACCGACCGACCGACCCGAGACGCCGCGAACAACAACAAUGUCUUCCGACGCGCCGUGCGCCAACCCGCUCCUGCUCGGGUGGGUGCAGGAGUGGGUGGUCCGCGCGCGGGAGCACAACUCCAAGGGCCUCACGACGUACCGCAAGGCGCACGCGGCGCUGCGGGCGUGCCCGGUGACCUUCGCGCACCCGUCGCAGCUGGCGCAGCUCAAGGGCUUCGGGCCGAAGCUGUGCGAGCGGCUGACGGAGCAGCUGGAGCAGCACUGCCGCGAGAACGGGCUGCCGAUGCCGAAGCGGCCGCGCCACGCCCGGCUGCCGGGCCUCGGGGACCUCGCCAACGACGACGACGACGAUAGCGACGACGCGGCCGACCGCCCGCCCAAGCGCCAGCGCCGCGCUAGGCCCUACGUCCCGACGCUCCGCUCCGGCGCCUACGCCCUGGUCCUCGGCCUCGCCACGCUGCCCGAGGGCGACCGCGCCGGCCUCACCAAGCCGCAGCUCGUCGAGCUCGCCCAGCCCCACUGCGACGCCUCCUUCACCGCGCCGCCCGACCCGACCAAGUUCUACACCGCCUGGAGCGCCAUGCGCACCCUCCUCGACAAGGACCUCGUCUACGAGCGCGGCCGCCCCACCCGCAGGUACCACCUCACCGAGGAGGGUUGGGAAGUCGCCCGCCGCAUCCAGCAGACGAUGGCGAAUCCCGGCGGGCCCGCGGCCGCAGCAGCAGCGGCGGCACCUGCUCCCGUAGCGAGGCCGCUGGCGCCCCGGCCCCGCGAGGUCGAAGAGGCCGGCCGCGUCGUCGCCGGCCGCGUGCCGUCGCCAGAGGCCGACGCCGAGGCCCAGCCGCAGCCGCAGCCGCAGCAGUCGGCCUACUACGACGUCGUCGCCAACGGCGACUCGUCCUCGGGAGCCGACGCGCUGCCGAACUUCGAGCCCAUCUGCCUGCCCCCGGGCUCUUUCGAGGUGCGCCUGGUGCUCGACGUUCGCGAAGUGCGCGCCAGGACGGACCGAGAUUACAUCCAGGACGAGCUCGCGAAGAAGGGCGCGCCGCCGAUCGUGCGGGCGCUGGAGCUCGGCGACGCGCUGUGGGUGGCCAAGUGCCGGGACGCGGGGGCGCUGCUGGGGCGGGGCGGGGCGGAGGGCGACGAGGUGGUGCUGGACCACAUCGUGGAGCGGAAGCGGCUGGACGACCUGGUGAGCAGCAUCCGGGACGGGCGGUUCCACGAGCAGAAGUUCCGGCUGGCGCGGUGCGGCGUGCGGCGCGUCGUGUACGUGGUCGAGGACGUGGCCAUGGACGCCGAGGCGCUCGACCGCCGCGCCGACGCGAUCCGCUCCGCCGUCGCCUCCACCCAGGUCCUCAGCGGCUACUUCGUCAAGCGCACCGCCAGGGUCGACGACACCGUCCGCUACCUCGCCCGCAUGACCGCCCUCCUCCGCCGCCGCUACGAGGCCCGCCCCCUCCUCGUCAUCCCCACCCACGUCCUCACCGCCCAGAACUACCUCCCCCUCCUCGCCCGCCUCCGCGCCGCCGCGCCCCCCGCCCCCGAGCACCACGUCACCUACCCCGCCUUCGCCUCGCUCGCGUCAAAGUCCGACCUCACCACCCUGCGCGAGCUCUUCCUCCGCAUGCUCAUGUGCACGCGCCAGGUGACGGGCGAGCGCGCGCUCGAGAUCCAGAAGCGCUGGCCCACACCCCACGGGUUCGUCAAGGCCUUCGAGGCCUGCGGCGCCGGGCCCGACGGCGACCGCCGCCGCCGCGAGAUGGUCUGGAGCCAGACGGGCAACCUCGUCGGCCGCAGGAAGAUCUCGAAGCAGCUCAGCGAGCGCAUCGCCGAGGUCUGGGGCGCCGAGUGAGCCUCGGUAACGAGCGAGGGCGAGCGAAUACGAGUUGAGCACGCUUCGGGGCGGGAAAGGGGGUAGUCGGAUUCCGGCGUUGCAUUUCCAGGGCGUAAAUAGCUUUGGCGCGUGUAUGGCCCGUUAGCCUUCGUCUAACAGUCCGUAGAGCCUCGUUGGAAGCCGACUCGCUCGCUAGCGACGGCCGGUAUAAAUAGAAACGUUGAGAACUGAUUCCGUCCGCCAUGCCUCUCCGCGGCUCUCUAAGACCGCAUGCCAUUCGAUGGCGUCCCCCGUAUCGUCCUAUAGGAAGCCAUCUAGGAUAUGCUGAAUAUUGCCCCGACGCACGCGCGAACUAGGAACGCAAGAGGAGCAGCUCGGGACCCUUUGCAGAUAGAUAUACCUCG